This is a messenger RNA of Fusarium falciforme, 1227 nucleotides long. Its product is annotated as Aminotran-1-2 domain-containing protein. Lineage: Eukaryota; Fungi; Ascomycota; Sordariomycetes; Hypocreales; Nectriaceae. Gene Ontology annotation, biological process: biosynthetic process; amino acid metabolic process. The coding region runs from base 1 to 1227 and encodes 408 amino acids. The transcript is spliced from 6 exons. Gene Ontology annotation, molecular function: pyridoxal phosphate binding; transaminase activity. The record is from RefSeq and is a predicted model, not a curated record.
AUGGACGUGGAUGACUGCAUCUCGGCUCGAGGCGUCAGCUUCCUGCCGGAAGUCCCCAAGUUUUUCGAUGUUCUCAACGACUUGUGGCACCCCGAAAAGAACCCCGAGGGCAUCCUUAACUUGGGACUCGCCGAGAAUGUUGGAAAACGCCGUCUUCCGAGUAUUCGCGCCGACUCUCAUGCCUUGACCUAUGGGGAUGGGUUUACUGGUUCAAAGCUAGCGAAGGAGGCUCUAUGCCAAUUCUUGAACCAGCAGCUCAAACCUUUUACGCCCCUUGCACCGCCACACCUGUCUGUCACGCCAGGGAUGGGCAAUGCCCUCGAAUGCUGUGCAUGGUCUCUAUUCGAGCAUGGAGACCAAGUGCUUGUCGGUCGGCCUUACUGGACUGCCUUCAGUUACAUCUUUGGCAUCCGAGCCGGAGUCGGGGUUCGCGAGGUCUCGUUUGGAACUGUCGACCCGUUCUCCUUGGAAGCCGUUCAAGAGUACGAGAAAGAGUACACGCGAGCGCAGGAGGAUUCAAAAACUGUCAAGGCCAUACUCUUGUGCUCUCCGCAUAAUCCACUGGGUCGCUGCUAUUCUAACCAGGUUCUCAAAGCUUACAUGAGUCUCUGUGGCAAGUUGGGACUGCAUCUCCUUGCCGACGAGAUUUACGGACUGUCUGUAUUCGAGAACCCUGAAAUGGAUGACCCUGUGCCAUUCACGUCGAUACUUUCUAUAAACCCCGAAGGACUAAUGGACCCUCGAAAAGUGCAUACGCAAUGGGGUUUCAGCAAGGACUUUGGCGCUACUGGUUUACGCAUUGGUUGUGUUAUAAGCCAGUCCAACAGACCCUUCUUGAAGUCUCUUGAAAGCUUCUCCCUUGCAGACAAGGUAGCCGUUUCUCUUUUAACCGACCAGGAAUACAUCCAAAAGUACAUUGCAACGUAUCGAUCACGUCUAGCAGAGAGUUACAGGCAUGUCGCUCAAUUCUUAAAAGAGCACGAGAUUCCGUAUCGAACUUCGAACGCUUCUCUAUUCUUGAUGGUACAUCUGUCGGCUAUGGUCCCAAGCCAGUCGGUCACCGACGACGAUAUUUUAGCGCUGCUGAGAAAGGAGAAGGUGUAUGCCAUUUCAGGAACUGCUUAUAGAAGCGAGGAGCCCGGAUGGUUUCGUGUAGUUAUCGCGCAUCCUAAAUACGUGCUGGAUGAAGGGUUAAAGAGAAUGCUUCGAGCAUUAUCACAGUCAUAG